This is a messenger RNA of Danaus chrysippus (African queen), 972 nucleotides long. NCBI's taxonomy places the organism in Eukaryota, Metazoa, Arthropoda, Insecta, Lepidoptera, Nymphalidae. The record is from the annotation of a GenBank genome assembly.
AUGAAGUUUACCAGAGAAAUUGAGAAAGCUAAGGACAAAAGGUUUUUGGUAGAGGAAGAUAAAAGAGUAAUCCCCGUUCAUGAACAUAUAAAAGACGAUGUUAUCGAUAAUCGGCUAUACGACCAAGCUGAUGUUUAUAAUAAGAUGAUUUUAACAACGGACAAUCCAAUGUUUGGAGAGCAGCCAUUUUUCUCAUAUGUAUUGAAUGAUUAUUUUGAUAAAACGAAUGAUUACGACCCCCUAACAUUCAAAGAUUUAAGUUGGGGCAAAGAAUUUGAUCAAGAGAUGCCAUUACCUGAUAUAGGUGAUUAUUCUAAAGACUUCCAUCCCUUUAAUGAAGUGCCGAGACGUAAAAAUGUUUACGGUUCCGAUGAUAAACUAGUGAAAAAAUAUUCACAUACUACAAAAGAAAGAAAUAAUAACAAUAAUCUUUUAGAUUCUGAUACAAUUCUUGUUGAUUCUGAACAAGAAGACGACCAAAGCCAACAUAGACAGUCGUAUCGUAAUUUUAAAGGAGAUAAUGAUGUUGGUUUUAAGGAAUUUGCGGAUUACUUUGCAACUAGAUUUGGAUCAGAGAAUCAUAACAAUAAGAUUAAUUAUAACGGUAAUAAGAUAAUAGAUAAAGGUGAAAAUAAGAAAGGUUUUAGGAAAGUCUACCAUAAAGACGAAUAUCAAGAAGAGACGGAGUUCCACGAUAAUAAUAAUGAAAAAGCUAGUGUAGAUAACAACAGUGACUCGCAAGUGAAUGUUGGUGGUGUAGAGAAAGUAGCACACGCUCAAGCAGUAGGGGCUUCUGGCAGUAAUAACACUAGUACAGAAUUAAAAGAAAGUGAGACCAGAAAAAGAUCUAAUAAAAGCUAUAAAACGGAACAACCACAAAAUAAUGGACCGGACUUCAAACAAUACAGAGACGUCGCAAGAGAUGCGGUACUGAGCAACAACGCUGAUUAUAUCGAUAACUAUAUGAUAUAA